Pogoniulus pusillus (Red-fronted tinkerbird) is the source of this 2117-nucleotide messenger RNA. RefSeq names its product Zic family member 3 (gene ZIC3). Gene Ontology annotation, biological process: regulation of transcription by RNA polymerase II. Bases 40 to 1428 code for a protein of 462 amino acids. Gene Ontology annotation, cellular component: nucleus. Lineage: Eukaryota; Metazoa; Chordata; Aves; Piciformes; Lybiidae. The transcript is spliced from 3 exons. Gene Ontology annotation, molecular function: RNA polymerase II cis-regulatory region sequence-specific DNA binding; DNA-binding transcription factor activity, RNA polymerase II-specific. The record is from RefSeq and is a predicted model, not a curated record.
AGGGCAGGUUGCGGCCGCCGCGCCGACGACCCCGCGCUCAUGACGAUGCUGCUGGACGGAGGGCCGCAGUUCCCGGCGCUGGGGGUGGGCGGCUUCGCGGCGCCCCGCCACCACGAGAUGCCGGGCCGCGACGCCGCUGCUGCCGGCAUGGGGCUGGGCCCUUUCGGGGACUCUUCGCACGCCGCUGCCUUCAAGCUGAACGCGGCCCCGCACGACCUCGCCGCCGGGCAGAGCUCGGCGUUCACGCCGCAGGCGCCGGGCUACGCUAGCGCUCUGGGUCACCACCAUCAUCAUCAUCACCACGCUAGCCAGGUGCCCUCCUACGGUGGGGCCGCCGCCUUCAACUCCACCCGCGACUUUCUGUUCCGCAACCGCGGUUCCGGCAUCGGGGACGCCGCUUCUGGCACAGCGCAACACGGGCUUUUCGGCGGCUCCCCCGGCGGCUUGCACGGCCCCGGCGGCAUCCCGGACACCCCGGGCUACCUGCUCUUUCCCGGGCUCCACGAGCAGAGCCCGAGCCACACGUCCCCCAACGGGCAUGUGGAUAACGGGCAGAUGCACCUGGGGCUACGCGGGGACCUCUUCGGGCGACCGGAUCCCUACCGGGCAGUCUCUAGCCCCCGCACGGACCCUUACGCUGGCGCCCAGUUCCACAACUACAACCACAUGAACAUGAAUAUGGGCAUGAACGUGGCGGCCCACCACCACCACCAUCACCACCACGGCCCGGGGGCUUUCUUUCGGUACAUGCGCCAGCCCAUCAAGCAAGAAUUGUCCUGCAAGUGGCUUGACGAGAGCCAGCUCAGCCGGCCCAAAAAGAGCUGCGACAGGACUUUUAGCACCAUGCACGAACUGGUGACCCAUGUCACCAUGGAGCACGUCGGGGGGCCGGAGCAGAACAACCACAUCUGCUACUGGGACGAGUGUCCGCGGGAGGGCAAGUCCUUCAAGGCGAAAUACAAACUGGUGAACCAUAUUCGGGUGCACACGGGGGAAAAGCCCUUCCCCUGCCCCUUCCCGGGCUGCGGCAAGAUCUUUGCCCGCUCCGAGAACCUCAAGAUUCACAAGCGGACGCACACAGGUGAGAAGCCCUUCAAGUGCGAAUUUGAGGGCUGCGACAGGCGCUUCGCCAACAGCAGCGACAGGAAGAAACACAUGCACGUCCACACCUCGGACAAGCCCUACAUCUGCAAGGUGUGCGACAAAUCCUACACCCAUCCCAGCUCACUUAGGAAACAUAUGAAGGUGCACGAAUCCCAGGGGUCGGAUUCUUCCCCUGCUGCCAGUUCGGGGUACGAGUCCUCCACUCCCCCCGCGGUGGGCUCCGCCAGCAGUAAAGACUCCACUAAAACGCUGCCGGCCACCCUUCAGAGUAACCCCGGCCACAACCCUGGACUGCCCCCCAAUUUUAAUGAGUGGUAUGUGUGAAGGCAUCUGCUGCCCGGCCAGAGACUGGACCAAAUGAGCUGGGAACGAGGAAAACAAACAAAAAAGGACAAACCAAGCCAACUGCAGCUUGCUGCCACGGAAAAGGAGUUGCCACACCGACGACCGCAUAGGGCUACACCUAGUUAACUGCCAGGACCCGGAGGGGGAUCUUUUAUUAUUCUAUUACUAUUUUUUUGCAAGCCCAGACUCUGGACUAGCCAUGUCCUUUUCUCAGGAUUGGAUUUUUUUUUGGGGUAUUUUUUUUGCAGUUGCAGUUGUUUCUUUGAUAUAUUUUUUUUUUUCUUCCCAGCCUCAGUUCCUCUUCCUCUGAUUCCCCACUUUAAAAAAAUCUUUAAUUUGUUUUGCUUUUUUUCCUUCUUUUGGUGGGAUGUUGACAUGAGGAUGAAAGUCCUCCUUCGCCUUAGUGGUGAUUGUUUAAACUUAACAGUCUUAAACCGUGCCAAAGUCCUGUUAUGUCUUGAACUUUCCUCUCGAGCUCUUUCUGCUGCUUCUUUCUCUGCUCUUUCUCUCUUCAAGCAUUACACUUGUGAAUGUAUUCUCGUCUGAUGGGGUCGGUCAGUAUUUUUCAGGAUGAGGAUGUGGUGUUUAUUCUACCCAGUUUGUGACGUUUAGUAUAACAGUUGCCUUUUUGUAAUAACUUCUUUUGUAAAUACAUAUCCAUGAUGCCA